AUCAACACCAGCCUCGUCACAAUCCUCAACCAUGUCGACCAAAACAUAUGACGCCUCCAAACUUCAAGUUUACGGCAGCGCAGCCGCCGGCCAUGAUGGCGUCCUCAGCGACGAAUCUGGCGCUGUGGUGGUGAAGCCAUGCACCGAAGCCGAAAUCAGCUUCUACGAAUCUGUGAAUGCCUCACACCCAGAUCUCGCCGUCCAUCUGCCCACCUUCAUGGGCCAGCUAUCCGUCUCCGCCGACCAGAGCACAACCGUCGACACCGGCGUGAUUGAAGCGGCUGAUGGUACCGUGCAACGACUUCACGGCAAGCAACUAGCAACAGAUCUGCAUAUCGUUUUGGCAAACAUCACACACGGCUUUAAGAAGCCAAACGUGCUGGAUCUAAAGCUCGGCGCGCAACUCUGGGAUGAGGCUGCGAAGCCAGAGAAGAGGGCGCGAUUGGAUGCAGUGAGCGAGAAGACGACAAGCUCCAGUCUGGGGUUUAGGAUUGCGGGAAUGCGGACGUGGAUAGGGGACAAUUCACCAGAUAUCCCCGCCGACCUGAAGGAGUUUGUAGAUUUCGACAAGGAGACCGGCUACCUGGUGUACAACAAGAUGUACGGUCGCAAAUUCAGCACUGAAGACAUCGACAAGGGCUUCUCCGAGUUCAUACUACCAGAGGCGAAUCUGGCAGAUGAUCAUGUAUACUUGGAUAGGGCGAGAGAAGUGCUCUCGUACUUUUUGGGUGAGGUCAAGGAUAUUCAGAAGGUCUUUGAGAGCAAGGAGAGCCGCAUGUACGGUGCGAGUAUCCUGUUAGUCUAUGAGGGCGACUUGGACGAGUACAACAAAACACGCACAACACUGGCAUCUAUGUCUUCAAAACAGGACGACGAGGGCGAUGACGAAGAUGAGGACGAAAAUUUGCCUAAGCUGGCAGCGGUCAAGAUGAUCGACUUUGCACAUGCGACAUGGCAUCCCGGGCAGGGGCCGGAUGAGAAUGCCAUACGGGGAAUGCGGAGUACGGUGAAGAUAUUGGACAAGUUUCUGAAUGAUUUGGAGAAGAAACAGGGCGCAAAAUAGAUAAUAGACGACCUGGCCAUAGUACUCUCUACGCUCGUACGGUAUGUAGGUGUAGAUAUCCCCAAGCCAUACACCUGCGUUCAUUGUUCGCCCACGUAAAGUUCUUCGAAAUCAC
This is a messenger RNA of Dothidotthia symphoricarpi CBS 119687, 1178 nucleotides long. Its product is annotated as SAICAR synthase-like protein. The coding region runs from base 32 to 1063 and encodes 343 amino acids. Gene Ontology annotation, biological process: inositol phosphate biosynthetic process; phosphatidylinositol phosphate biosynthetic process. Lineage: Eukaryota; Fungi; Ascomycota; Dothideomycetes; Pleosporales; Dothidotthiaceae. Gene Ontology annotation, cellular component: cytoplasm; nucleus. The record is from RefSeq and is a predicted model, not a curated record. The transcript is spliced from 2 exons. Gene Ontology annotation, molecular function: inositol hexakisphosphate kinase activity; inositol-1,4,5,6-tetrakisphosphate 3-kinase activity.